AUGGUGCAUGUGACGAGCUGGCCUGUGCUGGCUCGGGAGGUCAACGAGGGCCAGCCUUUGCCGGUUUUCUGGGCCGCAUAUGGCCUCCCCUCAGACUCUCGCCCGCCACCCGUCGGCACGGCCGCCGAUUUUUCAAACCUGUCUUUCGCGGCCAUUGCCGCCGCCGGCAACUCAUCGAGAACGAGCUCCCUCACAAGUUGGGGUACAUAUGCGGUCAGCCCUGUCGGCGUCGCCCGACAGAAUAACGACCCUCUGUCGCGGACAUGA
Puccinia graminis f. sp. tritici CRL 75-36-700-3 is the source of this 267-nucleotide messenger RNA. RefSeq lists its product as uncharacterized. Bases 1 to 267 code for a protein of 88 amino acids. The transcript has 2 exons. NCBI's taxonomy places the organism in Eukaryota, Fungi, Basidiomycota, Pucciniomycetes, Pucciniales, Pucciniaceae. The record is from RefSeq and is a predicted model, not a curated record.